Molecule: messenger RNA, 4502 nt
Organism: Theobroma cacao (cacao)
Lineage: Eukaryota; Viridiplantae; Streptophyta; Magnoliopsida; Malvales; Malvaceae
Source: RefSeq, a predicted model, not a curated record
AUAAAAGUCACCAAUACAACUAAUCUUUACUCACUUCGCCUCUAUCUCUACUCUUUUCUAAAUUUUCUCUGCUUUGAUUUCCUCCAACCAUGUCUUUCUUUGAUGCCUUGUCCGCCAUAGGAGAAGUUGUUGUCUCCAAGUUCUUCGACUUUCUCAUAGACAAGUUGGUGUCUUCUGACUUACUGCAAUUUGCUACCGAGAAGAAGAUUCACGAGGGGAUGGAGAAGUUGAAGAAGGAAUUGCUGGAGAUUCGUGCUGUGCUUGAUGAUGCUGAGGAGAGGCAGCUCAAAGAUAAGUUCGUCAAAAUCUGGUUGUUCCACCUCCAAAUCUUGGCAUACGAUGUGGACGACGUCUUGGACGAGCUUGCAACCGAAAUUUCGAGACGCAAUUUGAUGAUGGAACGUCGAGGUAGCUCAAGUAAGAAACCAAGACUCAUGAUCACUGAACCACUCGGUGCUGUUAGUUUUUACAGGGACAUGAUGUCCAAGAUAAAUGAUGUCACUGUCAGAUUGAAAGCUUUAGAACCAGAGAGAAAAAAGUUACAGAAGAGAAUGAAGGACUGCCAUAGAUCCAAAAGGAUAGAAGGACGGCUGCAACCUACUUCUGUGGAGAUUGAAACUCAUGUGUAUGGUAGAGACAAAGACAAGGAGAAAAUACUCGAAUUGCUCGUCGAGAGUGAUGAUGAAGGAAAGGUUGUGAUUCCCAUCGUUGGCAUGGGAGGGAUUGGUAAGACAACUCUUGCUCAGCUUGUCUACAAUGAUAAUCGCGUGAAUGAUUAUUUUGAUCUCAAAGCAUGGGUAUGUGUUUCUGAAAAUUUUGAUAUCACGGAUAUAACAAAAUCAAUUUUGUCAUCAGUUGGCCAUAAGUCUGGUGAUGCUGAAGCUAAUUUGAAUAAUCUUCAAAUAAAAUUGAAGGAGAAGCUCUCUGGAAAAAAACUACUUCUCAUUUUGGAUGAUCUUUGGCAUCAAAUCUAUAAUGAUUGGACUAUCCUAGUAGCCCCUUUUGGAAAAGGAACUACAAUUAUCGUGACAACACGCGACCAAAGUGUUUCAAGAAUGACGAGAACUAUCCCAGAUGAUUACAAGCUGCAAAAGUUGCCAGAUGAAGAUUGCCUUUCUGUAUUAACUGGACAUGCAUUCCAAGCAAAAGAUUUUAGUGGCCAUCCGCACUUGAAAGAAAUUGGUGUAAAGAUGGCGGAGAAAUGCAGGGGCUUGCCUUUGGCAGCUAAGACCAUUGGAGGCCUUUUGCGCAAUGAGGUGGGCCUUGUUGUGUGGAAAGAUAUACUAGAAAAUGAGGUGUGGAAAGAGGAGGGAUGUAACAUAAUUCCAGCUUUACGACUAAGCUAUCAUCAUCUUCCUCCACAUCUAAAGCCAUGUUUUGCUUACUGUGCCAUAAUCCCCAAAGAUUAUGAAUUUUCUAAGACAGAAAUAGUCCGGUUAUGGAUGGCAGAAGGCUUUCUACGAGUGAAAGCUGUGAAGCAAAAUGAAGAUUUGGGUCAAGAGAUCUUUCAGGAACUUGUAUCAAGGUCAUUUUUUGAAAGAUCCAGUCAAGAUAAGUCUCGAUAUGUAAUGCAUGAUCUUAUUAAUGAUUUGGCUCAAUCAAUCGCCAAAGAUUUAUGCUUUAGAGUGGAAGGUGACAAGGAAUUGAACAUUUCCAAUAAUGCUCGCCACUCAUCUUACAUUGGUGAUCGGAGGGAUGGAAUUAAAAAAUUCCGAGUCUUUAAUGGAAUGGAGCAUUUAAGAACCUUCUUACAGUUGAAGAUGCCAAAUGACGGGUAUUGCUAUAUAUCUAAUCAAGUUCUCAGUGAUUUGUUGUCAAAAUUGAAAUGCUUAAGGGUGCUUUCUUUAGAAGGGUAUCGCUUGACCAAGUUACUUGAUGUUUUUGGAGAUUUGAUACAUCUGCGUUUUCUCAAUUUUUCUCGCACUGAAAUCAAAACUCUACCUGAUUCAAUAUGCAAACUUUACAAUUUAGAGACUUUGAUUUUGUGGGGGUGUAAAGCUCUUAAGGAGUUUCCUUUAGAAAUGAGAGAUUUAAUUAACCUAAGGCAUCUUGAUUUUACUGGUGCAAAUUCACAAAUAAGGAUGCCGAUGGGAAUUGGUGAGCUAACUAGUCUCCAAACAUUGACAAGAUUUGUUGUGAGUCAAGAUAAUGGCCUUCAGAUACAGGAGAUGGGGAACUUGUCUAAUCUAAAGGGUGAACUGAUUAUUUCAGGAUUAGAGAACAUUGUCAAAGCUCAAGAUGCAUUGGUGGCUGGGUUAUGUAAUAAGUCAAACCUUUCUGAUUUAACUUUGGAAUGGAAGUACUCCCGUGACGCUUUUGCAGUAGAAGAAAUUCAAUUUCACAUGGACGUGUUGAAUUCACUCCGACCACAUGCAAUGCUUGAAAGGCUCACCAUCAAAUAUUACGGAGGUGAAACAUUCCCAAGUUGGAUAGGAGAUCCAUCGUUUGAAAAGCUAUCACAUUUGGAGCUGGAUAAUUGUCCAAAUUGCACAUCAUUACCAGCAAUUGGAAAAUUACCACUGCUAAAAUCCCUUUUUAUCGAGAACAUGAAUAAGGUGACUGUUGUGGGUUCUAACUUUUUUGGAGAAAAUGCGUCAAUUGCAUUUCCAAAAUUAGAGGAAUUAUUUUUUUAUAACAUGCUUGAAUGGAAGGAAUGGGAUCCUUGUGAAGUUGACGGAGAUGUGUUCCAACAACUCCGCUUGCUCUCCAUUUCAUAUUGUCCCAAGUUGUUAGGAAGUUUACCUACUCGUCUUCGUUCUUUGGAGGAACUUGUGAUUCUUGGAUGUCAAAAACUGAGAAGUCUAGCUACUUGUCCUCCUUCAUUGAAGAAACUUGAGAUUCGUGAAUGUGAGCAAUUGGUAGUUUCACUUCCUGGCCUUCCAAUGUUGUGCGACUUAACAAUUGAUAAGUGCCAAGAAGUGGUGGGUGCGAGUUUUACAAAUUUUGGCUCACUCAUGAAAAGUGUCUCCCUUUCAAACAUUUCGAAAUUCACUUGUCCAAGAGAUCUGAUGUUAGGGUUGAGAAAAGCAGAAUCUCUUUCUAUAGGUAAAUGUGAGGAACUAAUUUCUUCAUGGCAGAACCAGGAAGGAUGCUCAGCAUAUCCGUCGGCUCUUCGCUUUUUGAAAAUUCAGAAUUGUUCACAACUUGCUUCAAUAGGGGUUGAGGACGAAAAGGAAGAGCAAAUGCAAUUGGGAAUCCCUCGCAAUAUUGUAGAUUUGGGUAUUUCUUAUUGUGAAAGGCUAGAAAGGCUAUCAAAAAGCCUACACAGCUACACAUCCCUUACGGUGCUACAAAUUAUAAGAUGCCCAGGAUUGAUUUCAUUUUCAAAGGGAAAUUUGCCUGCAAAUUUAAGAAGUUUAACCAUUAGAUGUUGCAAGAAUUUGCAGUACUUGCUGGAUGAAAGAGAAAAUGUCAGCAUCAACGGCACAUUUUUUCUAGAGAAAUUGGAAAUUGGAGAUUGUAAGUCUUUCAUAUCUUUAUCUGCAGGGGUGGAGUUACAAUUAAGGUUUGUAAGUUUAUCCAUUGUUGAUUGUAAGAAUUUGCAGUAUUUGCUGGAUGAAAGAGAGAAUAUCAGCAUAAAGCAAUUGACUAUUGGAGGUUGUCCGUCUUUGAUAUCUUUAUCCGCAAGGGAUGAGUUACCUGUUGAUCUUCAACGUGUAACCCUCUAUGGUUGUCACAAGUUAGCUUCCUUAUUAUCCAAUGGCAAGUUACCUAAGGGGCUGAAAUACCUCUGUAUCAAUAAUUGCGGAUCUCUAGAAUCGAUAGCACCUGAAAUUGAAGACAACUCUUCUCUUGAACAGAUGAGUAUCAGCUUUUGUAACAAUUUUAGAUCUUUGCCUCGUGGAUUCGACAAGCUCAACCAUCUUGAGGAGAUUUUUAUUGGUAAUUGUCCAAAUCUGAUUUCCUUCCCAGGAAGUGGAUUGUUAACCCCUAAACUCAGAAAGCUCCAUCUUUCUAAGUGUGAAAAGCUCGAGGCCUUACCCAACUGCAUGCACAACAUUGUCUCUCUUGAAGAAUUCUUGAUAUUUAAAUGUCCAAGUGUGGUAUCUUUACCAGAAGAGGGGUUCCCUACCAAUCUCAUUUCACUUACAAUCUCGCAACUCAAGCUCUGCGAGUCAGUAAUCGAGUGGGGUUUGCACAAACUCACCUCUCUUAAGCAUUUCUCCAUCAACAGUGCUUCUCCAGAUGUGGUGUCAUUCCCUCAUGAAGAAAUGCUUCUACCCCCCUCUCUCACCUCUCUCACCAUCAUCGAUUUUCCCAACCUUGUAAGUCUGUCCUCCGAGGGCUUUCAACAUCUCACCGCUCUCAAAUCAUUGCACAUCGAACGUUGCCCCAAGCUCAAAUCCCUUCCGAAAAAGGGAAUGUUUCCCUCACUUUUGCAACUAGAAAUUUCUAGUUGUCCAUUGCUAAAACAACGAUGCAAGAAGGAUGAAGGCCAAGAAUGGUCCAAUAUUGCCCACGUACCUGAUAUUGGAUUCGAUCAUUGUUUCAGCGCUUAUUAA